CAGCGCGGACUCCGCCACGUUGCCACUGUCCGCUAACUAUUCGCAAUCGACCGACGUCUUGGUUGUUGGGACUUGGGUUAUAAUGACUUGACUUCUGCUAAAUGAACCCGUGGACUAGUAUAAGUUUUUCGCAGUGGCGUUUAUUUAUUUUGGGCGACCGCCGAGACGAGUUUAACGAUAAAAACAUUAGCGUCGAGUGAGAGUUUUAUUAUAUUUUCUGUGCGUUGUGCGGCUGUGCGGCUGCGGCGCGCGGCACGAUGGAGAAGCAGUCGAGAUGGUCGGAGCAGCGCAGCGAGCAACGCAGCGAGCAGCGGCUGGUGCAGCAGCAGGAGCGCGUGCAGCGCACCGAGCACCACUACACGCACCAAAUGCUCACGCAGCAACGAAUGGAGAGCGCCGGUGAUCGCAUCCCCAUAACUGGAGGCAGACCCGGAGAGCCAUCUCCACCGAUAUUUGAACAAAUAUUUAAAAAUGCCAGAUUCGCCCAAGGCGGCAAUGCAAAGUUCGAAGGCAAGCUUCGAGGUAAUCCCACACCAGUAGUAUCAUGGACCAGAAAGAAGGCACCGCUAGUGGAAUGCAAUAAGUAUAGUAUGAAUUACAACGAACAGACCGGGGAUGUCUCGUUGCUUAUCAAGCAGAUUGGUCCCGGCGAUGAAGGCGAGUACACGUGUACCGCACGGAAUCAAUACGGCGAGGCAAUCUGCUCAGUAUACAUCCAACCAGAGGGUGUUCCAGUUCCAGCGCAUCAGGCUUCGCAGCAACAAAGCUAUCGCCAUGUCAGCGAGAGUGUCGAGCACAAGUCUUAUGGCACACAAGGGUAUUCCUCAGAACAAUCCCGUCAGACUCAAAAAGUGGCUUACACAAACGGCACAGACUUCUCUUCGAUUGAAGAUUUCAAAGUCGAUACAUUUGAGUAUAGACUAUUAAGAGAGGUCUCAUUCCGAGAAUCGAUAACACGGCGAUAUGUUGGAGAGAGUGAUAUUCACAUUAAUACUGAAAUCGAUAAAUCCUUAGGCGGAGUAUCACCACCAAAAAUAGGACAAAAACCAAGGAAUUCAAAACUCCAAGUUGGAACUGAUGCUCAGUUCCAGGUACAACUAUCAGGCAAUCCACGGCCGAGAGUUACUUGGUUCAGAAAUGGUCAGAGAAUAACUAAUUCGAACAAACAUGAAAUAAUUACAACUAAUACUCACACAACGCUUAGGGUGAGAAAUAUUCAGAAGUCUGAUGCAGGACACUACACAUUACUUGCCGAAAACCCCAAUGGAUGCAUUGUCACGUCAGCGUACCUUGCGGUGGAGUCUCCCACAGAAACUUAUGUACAGGAUCAAAAAGCACAGUAUAUUAGUGAUAGUCAAAAAACUGCGACAGAAGAAAGUAUAGAAAUUACCGAAAAAGCUCUUGCUCCGCAAUUUGUAAGAGUCUGCCAAGAUCGUGAUGUCACAGAAGGCAAGAUGACGCGAUUCGAUUGCCGCGUCACUGGCAGACCUUACCCAGAAGUCACGUGGUUCAUUAACGAAAGACAGAUACGAGACGAUUAUAAUCAUAAGAUUUUAGUGAACGAAUCCGGAAAUCACGCUCUUAUGAUUACAAAUGUCGAUCUUAGUGAUAGUGGUGUAGUUACCUGUGUAGCUCGGAACAAAUCCGGUGAAACAUCUUUUCAAUGCAGACUCAAUGUUAUUGAAAAAGAACAAGUGGUGGCGCCCAAAUUUGUGGAAAGAUUCUCCACAUUGAAUGUUCGCGAGGGCGAGCCAGUUGUACUUAACGCGCGAGCUGUUGGCACACCUACACCACGCAUCACUUGGCAGAAGGAUGGCGUAGCGAUUAUACCCAAUGCAGAGUUACGAAUUAAUACCGACGGUGGGGCCUCGACACUGGAUAUUCCUCGAGCUAAGGCGUCGGAUGCGGCAUGGUAUCAGUGUACGGCCCAGAAUGUCGCAGGCUCCACCGCUACUCGGGCUAGGCUCUACGUUGAAGUACCGAAAGAGCCUCCGCCAGAGCAAAAACGUUUACACUUACCGCGACCGACAAAAAUUAUUGACCCAGAACCGGCUCCAGGACCCGAAAUAAUAUAUUUGAGACACGUGGAAAGAGCACGCCCAUACAUUCCCCCAGGCGAGGAAGACAGAGUUUAUCCGCCACCACAGUUUAUAAUACCUCUUAAGAGUGUGACGCAAAUGGAAGGCGGAAAAAUUCAUUUUGAAACAAGAAUAGAACCCGUGGGCGAUCCUUCCAUGAAAAUUGAAUGGUUAAGGAACGGACAAAGUAUAGAAGCUAGUUCUAGGUUUACGUCAGUAUUUCGAUUUGGAUAUAUAUCUUUGGAUAUGCUCAGUCUUAACAUUCAAGAUAGUGGAGAAUAUACAUGCCGAGCUGUCAGUGCUACUGGUGUAGCUGAAACGAAAGCAAUGCUUCAAGUUACACCAAGGGCAACCAUUGAAAGAACAAGUCAACAUCCAGAAAGUUUGCAAUACAUACAACAGCUGGAAGAUUACUCAAAAUACCAGCACCAAGAAUCUAUUGAAGAACAAAUUUCCCAAAGGCCGCAGUUUAUUAGGCCUUUGCAAGAUCUUGGUGAGCUUCAAGAGGGUAGAAAUGCUCAUUUUGAAGCACAGCUUACUCCAGUAAGUGAUCCUACUAUGAGAGUUGAAUGGUACAAAGAUGGCAAACCAAUCACAGCCAGCUCGCGAAUCACGUCAAUCUUCAACUUCGGUUACGUCUCCCUUAACAUCAUGCACCUACGGGCUGAAGAUGCAGGUUCGUAUACAGUGAGGGCUGUGAAUAAACUUGGUGAAGCUAUCAGUACAGCAACAAUCAGGGUAGCAGCAAGAAGUACUGUUACUGCAGAUCUCGGCAUCCCAGAGCAAAGAAGAUAUAUCGAAAAGACUGAACAGUUGGAAGCGUAUCAACAACAACAACAUCAGAAAUAUUAUCAAGAAGUACCGGAAAGUACCCAAAGGCCAGAGUUCAAGACUCCAAUAAAAGAUCAAAUAAAUAUAAAGGAAGGAGGAUUUGCUCAUUUUGAAGCUCGCUUAGAACCAGUAGGCGAUUCUACAUUAAAAGUGGAAUGGUUAAAAGAUGGACGCCCUGUUGAAGCAAGUUCAAGAAUCACUACUUUCUUCAACUUCGGAUAUGUUGCGUUAACUAUUAAAUCGGUGACAAUACACGACGCUGGUCACUACACAUGUAGGGCGUAUAAUGCACUCGGUCAAGCCACUACAAAUGCUAAUCUCACCAUAAUAACAAAGAAAGAUAUAAUAGCAGAAUCUCAACAUCCUGGAGGCUUAGAAAAAAUUCAAUACUUGGAAGAUUCUAGCAAGUACUCAAGACGCACAGAAGAAGAGACACAAAUUAAGCAAAAGCCUCGAUUUUUAGGUCCAUUAAAAGGGACGAAUAAAAUAGUGGAAGGCCAGAGUGCUCACUUUGAAGCGAGAGUAGAGCCUCAGAGCGAUUUGACCAUGACUGUUGAAUGGUACUUUAAUGGAAAAUUAAUUAAAUCUGCUAAUCGAAUUCAAACUUACCACGAUUUCGGUUAUGUUGCUUUAGACAUUACUGGAGUUAGAUCAGAAGAUACUGGAGUGUAUACUGUUGUAGCGCGUAAUGCUACCGGUGAAGCACAGUUGAGUGCAUCGAUGACCGUCGAAACUCGAUCGAGCAUCGAUACAUCAAGUAUUCAUCGCGGAUUAUAUGAAAAGACUAGACAGAUGGAAGAAUCUAAAUUCGUGGAGCCAAUGUAUCAUAUUGAGGAAAUAUCUAAAUCAAAACCAGUCUUUGUCCAACCAUUGUCUGAUCCACAACCGAUAUCUGAAGGUAAAAAUAUUCACUUGGAAUGCCGCUUAGAACCUAUGGGCGAUCCAACUAUGAGGGUUGAAUGGUUCCACAAUGGAAGAGCAGUUACAGUUGGAUCACGUUUCAGAACAUAUUAUGAUUUCGGUUUUGUAGCUUUAGAUAUUAUUCACGCUACUUCAGCUGAUUCCGGAGAAUACACAGUAAGAGCCGUAAAUCACUUAGGCUCAGCACACACUUCGGCAAUGGUCCGUGUAAUAGAGAGAUCCGACGUACUUACGGAUACACAAAAUGAACAAGCAAUCGAGCAAAUCCAACAACUAGAGGAUUCAGCUCGUAGAAGUAAACAAACACAAGAAGAUAUCACUGUAAUGCAGGCUCCACACUUUUCUCGGGCAUUACAUAAUAUUGAAAUCAUUGAAGGUACUAAUGUUCAUUUAGAAUGCAGGUUGCAACCUGUAGGUGACCCGACUAUGAGAGUUGAGUGGUUCUGUAAUGGUAGGCCAAUUAAAACUGGACAUAGGUUUAGGCCCGCUUAUGAAUUUGAUUAUGUAGCUCUUGAUCUCUUAAGUGUAUACCCUGAAGAUUCAGGUGUAUACACUUGCCAAGCGACAAAUCAAUUAGGCGAAGCAGUAACUUCAUGUGCUUUGAGAGUACUAGCGAAGAAAGAUUUAAUCUUUGACUCUCAACAUCCCUCUGGGUUAGAAAAAAUUCAAUACUUGGAAGAUACUUCCCGUUAUAAGAAAUCUGAAGUGAUUGAUGAAUCUUACAACAUCAAGCCUCGUUUUGUUACAAAACCAAAGUCCAUUGAAAACGUCAAAGAAGGACACCACGUUCAUUUUGAAUGCAAACUUGAACCAGUGACAGAUCCUAAUUUGAAGGUUGAAUGGUUUAAGAAUGGUCAACCAGUUACCAUAGGUCACAGGUUUAGGCCUAUACAUGAUUUUGGAUACGUAGCACUUGAUAUCAUCGACUUGAUCGCUGAGGACUCAGGAGUUUAUACAUGUAGGGCAGUCAAUCUCGUUGGUAGCGAUGAAGUUAGUUGCAAAUUAACUUGUCGCAGUACUGCCGAUAUUAUUCGCGCUACUCAAAAUGAAUCUGGUCUGGAACAGAUACAAGUUCUGGAAGAUCGAUCGAAAUAUUCAAGAACUGAUGUCGUCGAUGAAGUUACAACUCAGGCACCGAUAUUUACAACAUCUCUUAAGAAUGUUGAGAUAAAGGAAGGACAACGUGCUCAUUUCGAAUGUCGUCUUAUACCUGUUUCUGAUUCAACAAUGAAAGUUGAGUGGUAUCAUAAUAACAAACCUUUGAAGAGUGGUUCAAGAUUUACUGAGACAAAUAACUUUGGUUUUGUAGCACUUGAUAUUAUGUCAUGUUUACCAGAAGACUCGGGCACGUACAAAUGUAGAGCUAUCAAUGCUUUAGGCGAGGCCGUCACUUCUGGCACGGCAAUCGUGCAUUCCAAGAAAUCCAUCUAUUUAGAGUCACAACACGAAGGUGCACUUCCUAGAUUAAACCAAUUAGAAACAUCUAGACAUCAAAAGUCUACUGUCCAAGAAGAUUUUACAACUCAAGCACCCGUUUUUACUACACCUAUGAGAGAUAUUAGGGUUGCAGAAAAUCAGGCUGUACACUUUGAAGCACGCCUUAUUCCUGUUGGUGACCCUAAACUACGCGUUGAAUGGUUGAGGAAUGGUGUACCAAUAACAGCCUCUAAUCGCAUUACAACAAUGCACGAUUUUGGAUAUGUCGCGCUCAACAUGAAAUACGUGAACCCAGAAGAUUCUGGUACAUACACUUGCCGGGCUAUUAAUGACUUGGGAGAAGCUGUGACCUCCUCCACGCUCUUUGUGCAAUCUAAAGCAUCGCUUCAACUUGAAUCACAACACGAAACUGCGUUGGAGAAAAUUCAACAAUUGGAAGAUUCUUCCCGUUACCAACGCAGAGAGGAUGUGGAAGUUGCUGUCAACCAAGCACCUCGUUUCGUUACUCACUUGAAUGGACCAACAAAAUUGAUUGAAGGUCAAAGUGCUCAUUAUGAAUGUCGUAUUGAACCUUAUCCAGAUCCUAAUAUGAGGGUUGAAUGGUAUUUCAACGGAAAGGUUCUACAAAGCGGCCAUCGUUACCGCACCGCUAAUGAUUUCGGCUUUGCCGCUCUUGACAUACUGACAGUUUAUGGUGAAGACUCUGGUGAAUACACUUGUAAAGUUAUCAAUAAUUUAGGACAAGCAGUAUCAUCAAUCAAAUUGCACGUACAAUCUAAAGAAUCAAUUAUAAGAGAAUCUCAACAUGAAAGUGCCCUUGAAAAAAUACAGUAUCUAGAAGACGAGAGCAGAUAUAAACGUGUCACCCACGAAGAGAGUUUCAUUGCCGAGAAGCCACAAUUUGGUAAACCAAUUAAAAAUGCUGAAGUACCAGAAGGUCAACCUGUACAUUUAGAAGCCACUCUAACACCAGUUAACGACCCAACAAUGCGAGUUGAAUGGUACUGUAAUGGAAAACCGAUUCAACAGGGGCAUAGAUUUAAAACUACGUAUGACUUUGGAUACGUGGCUUUGGACAUUUUGUAUGCUUACGCUGAAGAUACUGGCACAUACAUGUGUAAAGCUACCAAUCCUGUAGGUGAAGCAGUUACAACAAGCUCCGUCAGAGUUAAUGCUAAGAAAUCAUUGUAUUUGGAUACUAUGGAUGAACAGAGACUUAAAAAGAUUCAAGAACUCGAAAAAUACGAAAGACCAAAGCCUGUAGAGGAAGAACAGCCUGGUCAAAGACCUGUCUUCCUGACAGCAUUAACAAGCCUGGAGAACCUUAAAGAAGGUGAACGGGCUCAUUUCGAAUGCAGAGUAGAACCGAUCAAUGACCCUGAUCUCAAGAUUGAAUGGUUCCUCAAUGGACAGAAAAUUAAAACUGGUCAUAGAUUUAGAACAACACAUGACUUUGGUUAUGUUGCUCUGGAUAUAUUAUAUACAUAUAGCGAAGAUUCUGGAACAUAUAUGUGUAAAGCAACAAACAAACUUGGAGAGGCAGUUAAUACCUGCACGUUGAAGGUAGCAGGGCAUAGGAACAUUAUUUUGGACACUCAACAUCCUAACGGCCUAGAGAAAAUAAGGCAACUUGAGGCUCAAGGACAUCCUUCUAGAAUUGAAGUAGAAGAACCGAAAAUUUCUCCACCUCGUUUUGUCACUGAAUUACGAGGAACAACUCAUGUUUAUGAAGGUCAAACUGCUCAUUUCGAAUGUCAAGUUGAGCCAGUCCAUGAUCCAAAUCUACGAAUCGAAUUUUAUCAUAAUGGAAAAGCCCUGCAAUCUGCUGCUAGAUUCCAUAUCACUUUUGAUUUUGGUUAUGUGUCUCUGGAUAUUCAACACUGCGUACCAGAAGACGCCGGAGAGUACUCUGUCAAAGCUAUUAAUGCUUUGGGACAGUGUACAUCCGCUAUAUCUAUGACUGUAACCGCAAAAGGUAGUAUCAUAUCGGAAUCUCAACGUCCCGAAGGAUUAGAGAAGAUUAAGGAAUUAGAGUCUGCAGAACCAUUCAAACGUCCAGAAAUCCCUGAACCGGUUACACGGCAGCGACCUGUGUUUACUCAACCACUUCAAAAUAUCGACAACAUACAAGAAGGACAAACAGCCCACUUCGACUGCAGACUUAUUCCUGUUGGUGACCCAACACUCAAAGUUGAAUGGUUCCGUAACGAAAAGCUUAUUGAGGAUAGCUCAAGAAUUACAAAGACUCAUGAUUUUGGUUACGUGUCUAUGACCAUAACCCAUGUGCGUGAUGAAGAUGAAGGUGUCUAUAUGUGCCGAGCAUCUAACUUAUUAGGAGAAGCAGUUACAACUGCCGCUAUGAAGAUUAAAACUAAAGCAGCCAUUCAAAUGGAAACCCAGCACCCUGAAGGAAUGAAGAAAAUACAGAGGUUGGAAGAACCCCAAGCUAAGAAGCAAGAAGAACCAGAACGUGAAUUUGAGAAACCUAUAUUUACACAAGUGCUUACUGGCCCUUCAGAACUUUGGGAGGGUCAACAUGCUCAUUACGAAGCCCGUGUUGUACCUGUAGGUGAUCCAAGCAUGCGAUUUGAAUGGUACAUCAAUGGAGUGGAACUUAAGAUGGGUUCAAGAUUCCGCACUACACAUGACUUCGGCUUCAUCACUUUAGAUAUUAACUCAGUGGUUGCUGAAGAUGCUGGCUUAUACAUGUGCAAAGCAAUUAAUAGAGCUGGCAGUACAGUAUCUUCGACAUCGCUCAAGGUCAAGACAAAAUCUACUAUUGUUGAUCAGGCUAUGAGACCCGAAGCUUGGGAAAAGAUACAACUGAAAGAAGCAGCUAUGAAUAAAGUGCCUGAAAUGUUUAUUGAUACAGGAGUUCAACAGGCACCUAUUUUCACUACCCAUUUGCAAAGUUAUGACAAACUGGUCGAAGGUCAACAUGUGCAUUUAGAAGCUCAAGUUGAACCACGAACUGAUCCGAAAUUGAGAAUUGAGUGGUUUAAGAAUGGCGUUUCUUUAACUACCGGAUCUAGGCUAAAGAGCACAUUUGACUUCGGCUUGGUUACUCUUUCUAUCAAUUCCCUAAGGAUUGACGAUUCUGGAAUUUACACAUGCAAAGCCACAAAUCUCAUGGGAGAAGCUGUAUCAACUGCAUCUCUUAAAAUCGAAGAUAGACAUUGGUUACUUGGUGAUACUCUUCAUCCAGAAUCAUUGGAUAGAAUCGGCGCACUGGAACAACCUAAACCGGCAAAGCCCGAAUCUCCCGACCCUGUGUAUGAAACACCGGUAUUUAUAUCUCAUUUGAACAAUAUUAUCUGCAAAGAGGGCGACAACAUUCAUUUCGAAUGCAAUGUUGAACCAUCGAGAGACCCAACUCUUAAAAUAGAAUGGUUCUUUAACAACAAGCCUCUACCAUCAGGAACAAGAUACAAGAGCACUCAUGAUUUUAGCUACGUAGCUUUAGAUAUAACGCAUACUUACGAAGAAGAUUCUGGAAUUUAUACUUGCAAAGCCACUAAUUCUAAGGGUUCAGCGACUACUUCAGGUUCCUUAAGAUGUACUGGUGAUAAACACAUUUACUUCGAUACUCAACAUCCUCAAGGCAAGGCAGGUCUUGAAGCGGUUGAGCAAGCUGAAGAAGCUAGGCUUGCUAAAGGUAGAAGAUCGUCAUUGCCUGACACUGAAUAUCCUGCUCCGGAAUGGAUCGUUCCUAUAGCUCCAGAAAAUAAUUUAGUAGAAGGCCAGGCGCUACAUUUCGAAGGUCAAGUUGAACCUAAAAACGAUCCUAACUUAAAAUUGGAGUGGUAUUUCAAUGGCAAAGUCUUAGAGCAAGGGUCAAGAUUUAAACUGACGAAUGACUUUGGAUUUGUAACCUUAGACUUAAUUGAUGUUUAUGAAAGGGACAGUGGUAUAUACACAUGUAAAGCUUACAACAAAAAAGGUGAGGCAUUCACUUCUUCAACAGUGUAUUGCACAAGCAAGGAAAAUCUUAUUUGGAAAACUCAACAUCCUAAAGGCGCCGAGGGAUUGGAAAAGAUUCAAAACCUCGAAGAUUCUCUUCGCAAAGAGCCAAGUGCUAAGCCAGACGACGACACUGGAAGACCGCCUGAAUUCACAACAGUCUUCCAAGACAUAUUUGAUAUAAGCGAAGGUCAAAUCGCACAUUACGAAGCAUCUCUAAUCCCAACCGGAGAUCAAAGUAUGGUUAUUGAAUGGUUCUAUAAUGGAAAAGCCAUUGAAGCUAGUCAUAGAAUCCGCACUGUUUAUGCGUUUGGAAUGGUCGUUCUAGAAAUACUCGGAACAAAAGAGUCGGACUCAGGAACAUAUUCUUGCCGAGCAACCAACAAAUGGGGUCAAGCCGAAAUUAGUUGCAAAUUGGUAUGUGUUGAUAAAAGCAAAGGUCAAAAGCCCCGCUUUACAACACACAUACAGAGCAUUGACGGUCUUAAAGAUGGCCAAUCAGCUCAUUUCGAGUGUACCGUUGUACCGGUUGAUGACCCUGACAUGAAGAUAGAAUGGUACCAUAAUGGACAGCCUUUGCGCCAUUCAACCAGAAUAAAAACAGUUUCAGAUUUCGGUUUUGUUGUUUUGGAUAUAUCAUAUACUCAAAAUCAUGAUACAGGUGAAUAUGUUUGUCGAGCAUACAACAAAUACGGUGAAGACUUUACUAAAGCUACAAUCACGUGCUAUGGUAAAGGAGGAGUUUACCUGGACAGCUUGCAGCCUGAUUCAUUGGCUAAGAUUAGAGAGUUAGAAAGUCUCCAAGGAGUACAACAACAAGCUCCUGCUCCGGCAUCUGCGGAGCCACCCAAGUUUAUCACACAAAUUGAAGAUGUAACGAAAUUGGUUGAAGGCCAAAGUGCUCACUUCGAGGCGAGAUUAAUUCCUGUGGACGAUCCAGACCUGAAAGUAGAAUGGUACUAUAAUGGUAAGAAGUUACCGCACGGCCAUCGGUACAGAACUUUCCACGACUUUGGUAUCGUGAUUUUAGACAUUUUGUAUUGCUACGAAGAAAAUUCAGGAGAAUAUGAAUGUAUUGCCACUAAUAAGCUGGGUCGUGAUUCUACGAAAGCGACACUGAAGUGUACUUCAAAGGAGAAUUUGAUCUUGGACUCGCAACUACCGCGGGGCAUGGAAGGAGGGUUAGAAAAACUGCAAACAUUAGAGGAUUCAAUGAUACGCAGAAAAGAAACUGCGGUUGAUGAAGAAAGAGGAAAGGCGCCUGUAUUUACAGUACCACUGUCCAAUAUUGAAAACCUAAGAGAGGGAGAGAAUGCUCACUUCGAGGCACGUCUUACACCAACCGACGAUCCCAAUUUGAAGGUGGAGUGGUAUUGGAAUGGUAAAUCUCUUAAAGCUGGUUCAAGGUUUAGAACAUUCUGUGACUUUGGUUUUGUCAUUCUUGAGAUAUCCCCUACUUAUCCUGAAGAUUCGGGUGAAUAUUUAUGCAGGGCAGUCAAUAAUUACGGCGAAGCUGUCACCACAGCUACUAUGAAAGUUCAAGGAAAGAGGAACAUCAUUCUUGAUUCACAAUUACCUAAAGGAAUGGAAGGUACCAUUGAUAAAAUUGCUGCACUUGAAGGUUACACUGGUACUGUGGACUCUUUAACACCAGAAGCGGAGAGUGGUAAUCCACCCGAAUUUAUUACAACACCGUCUGAUCUUAUUCUGUCAGAGAAUUCAUCGGCUCAUUUCGAAUGCCGUCUAAUUCCUGUCAACGACUCGAGCAUGAGAGUCGAAUGGUUCCAUAAUGGUAAAGCUCUCUUAACAGGCUCAAGAGUAAAAACAAUUAACGAUUUUGGAUUCGUUAUAUUAGAAAUUGGUGGUGUUUACCAACGCGAUGCUGGACUUUACACAUGCAAAGCUACUAACAAACAUGGAGAGGCCACCGUAUCAUGCAAACUUCAAGUGAAAGGCAGACAGGGUAUAAUACUCGAACCCCAACUUCCAUCCCACUUUAAGUCGGGAACAGAAAGUAUUCAGAAAUUGGAAGAAACAUUGUACAAACGUGAAGAAAUUACUGUCGAAGAUGAAAAACCUAACCCGCCAAGGUUUACAGUUGAAAUUAAAGACAACCUCGAUGUUCCUGAAGGUGGACCAAUACAUUUCGAUUGCCGAGUCGAACCUGUAGGUGAUCCAACAAUGAGAAUUGAUUGGUUCUACAACGGUAAACCAUUUGCGACUGGCUCUAGAGUUCAUAUGCUUAAUGACUUUGGUUUCGUCGCUCUUGAUAUUGAUUAUAUUUAUACUCGUGACGCAGGCGAGUAUACUUGCCGUGCUACUAAUAAAUGGGGAUCAGCAACAACUACUGCUAAGAUAACAUGCAGUACAAAACGAGAUAUUGUACUAGAAUCUCAAUUGCCACAAGGUAUGAGCGGCGAGAAAAUUAAGGAAUUGGAAAGAGGUCGUAUCAGUGAUGUACCUAAAGAGGAACCUCUUAUUAACUCGCCACCAAGAUUUAUAACUCAAAUACAAUCACAUACCGUUGAGGAAUCUGAAUCUAUACGAUUUGAAUGUCGCGUGGAACCUAAAGAAGAUCCUAAAUUACGUAUCGAGUGGUACAGAAAUGGAAAACUGUUGCCAUCUGGCCACAGAUUCCGUACCGUGUAUGAUAUGGGUUUCGUAUCGCUUGAUAUCUUGUAUGUAUACGCUGAAGAUUCUGGCGAAUACGUUUGCCGCGCUGUUAACGACUUCGGUGAAGAUACAACUAAAGCAACUGUAUCAUGUAAAAGCUUACCCGAUAUUAUCCUGCAGAAUCAAGUACCUAGGGGUAUGAAGAAGUCCGAAGCUCUAACGCAAAUGGAAGCAACGAUCAAAAAGUACACAUCUGAAGUGUUUUUGACGGAAGAUGAUCUUUACGAUGCCGAUAAGAAACAACCACCGCGUUUUGUCACUCAAAUUCAAAGUCAAACUACAUUGGUUGAAAUGGAAUCAACCAAAUUCGAAUGUCAAUUAGCACCAGUUGGAGAUCCUAAUAUGAAAGUUGAAUGGUUCUUCAAUGGAAAACCCCUACUACAUAAAAAUCGUUUUACUCCCAUCUACGAUUUUGGUUAUGUUGCAAUGAACUUCGGAUGGGUAUACCCCGAGGAUAGUGGAGAAUAUCUUUGCCGCGCAACUAAUUUGUACGGUAUGGAUGAAACUAGGGCUGUUAUUAAAACGGCUGGUAAACCAGGAAUUGUCUACGACUCACAAUUACCUAAACAUAUGAAGAGUAUUGAAAAGAUUCGAGAAAUGGAAGCAUCAUGGCAGGUAGCACCAGAACAGAAAAUGGAAGAGACAAAAGAGCGUUGUGCGCCUGUUUUCGUAAGUCGUCCCGAACCAGUGACUGUUGAAGAGGGCGAGUGGGCAAGAUUUUGCUGCCGAGUCACGGGCCAUCCUAAGCCACGUGUCAUGUGGUUAAUCAACGGAAACACCAUUGUUAAUGGUUCGAGAUAUAAACUGACGUACGAUGGAAUGUAUCAUUUCGAUAUACCUAAAACUAGACAAUACGACACUGGCAAAAUUGAGGUUAUAGCCAGGAGCUCAGUGGGCGAAGCCGUGGCCACAACGGAACUAAAAGUGGUACCGAGACACGAUGAUUAUAGAAGUGUUCUUAAAAAUGCACCAAGACCAGUUUAUAUAGAAGCUUGGUACGACGAAACGACACAAUAUCAACGCACUGGUACAGAACUAGAGAAAACAUUUGAAGAAAGGCAAGUGAUGCAACGACAAGGUGUUAUUGACCAUAGACCUGAAUUGAAACCGAAGAUCAUCAAGGAACCAGAAACAGAAUGGCAACAAACUGUUAAAAAGAAGAAGAGCGAAGAAUAUUACAACAAACUUCAAGAACUUGAAAAUGAACAAGUCGUUAAAGAAAGCAGAAUGAGAGAAUCCUCUCAUCAAUAUGCUGUUCCUGGUGAAAAGGUCACAAGCAGCUCAGUGGCAAGAUCAAUGGCCCAAAAAUAUGAAGACAAUUUAGAACAAACUGAAGAAGUAGUGGAGAAGCAAGUACAAAAGAAAACCUUUAAGCCGAGAAUUCCAGAACCAUCGGAAUCUAGUGUUCACGGCAAGGAAGUGCAUGUAGCCAAACAAAAACAAAUUCAAAAGGAAGUUAUCGGCGACACUGAAAUCACCCGCAAAAUUGUUUCAACGGAAACAACUGAAGUUGAACAUAAGGGACAAACUCAUGAACGAGUCGUUGAAGGACCGGUGAAGCCUUGCACACCACCUGUCUUUACAAAGAAGAUGCAACCAUGCCGUGCCUUCGAGCAUGAACAGGCAAGAUUUGAAGUUGAAUUUGAUGGCGAUCCAUUACCUACUAUCAAAUGGUAUAGAGAAAACUUCCCAAUUAAAAAUUCUCCAGAUUUCCAAAUUCACACCUUCAGUACAAAGUCUAUACUGAUUAUUCGACAAGUUUUUGUUGAAGAUUCUGCUGUUUUCGCGGCUGUUGCUGAAAAUAGAGGCGGCACUGCUAAAUGUAGCGCUAAUUUGGUAGUCGAAGAACGUAGGCGUCAAACUAGAGGUGAAACAAUACCUCCCAGUUUCACUUUAACAGCCCAAAAUGUUAACGUCACUUCUGGACAAUUGGUGCGAUUCGACACGAAAGUUACUGGUACUAAGCCAAUAGAUGUUUAUUGGCUAAAGAACGGCAAGAAGGUUCAGCCAGAUAUUAAAAAUAAAAUCCUUGAAGAAGAUGGCACAUACACGCUUCUUAUCUUGGAAGCGUAUCCAGCAGACUCGGGUAAAUACGAAUGCGUUGCAAUCAAUAACGCUGGUGAAGCAAGAUGUGACGCCGAAUGUCUGGUAACUGCACCUGCUACUAAAGAAAAGCCUAAGCCGCAAACUAAGGUUGCUAAUUCACCUCCAGAAAUAAUUGAACCUCUUAAGGACAGAGUGGUAACUGAAGGACAAGCUAUUGAAUUCGUUUGUAAGAUAGUUGGUAAACCAAUUCCAACUGUGCAAUGGUACAAGGGUGAUAAAUUGAUAAAACCAUCGAAAUACUUCCAAAUGUCUAGAACUGCUGAUGACUACACUUUGCGUAUAUCGGAAGCUUUCCCAGAAGAUGAAGGCGAUUACAAAUGUGUCGCUUAUAAUUCAGCUGGAAGAGUUACUGUAUCUGCUAAAUUGAAGGUGAUUCAGCCUGAUCAAGCUGAUAAUCUGCCGACACUUACAUCGCUACGUGACGUCACAGUUUACGAAGGAGAACCGGCACAAUUCAAAACAAAUAUCAGUAGCAAAGUCAAACCAACUAUUCAAUGGCUUCGGGAAGGAGCACUCAUCCCCGAAAAUCCUGAUUUUGAAAUGAUUCACGAAGGCAACAACGCUUACUUGGUCAUCUAUAACACUUACGAAGAAGACAGUGGCACGUUCACGUGUCGCGCAACUACUGCCGCCGGCCAAGUUGAGACUUCGGCAAAACUAGUCGUCAAAAAAACUCAAAAACGCAGAAGCAGUAAAACAAUAAAGUAUAAAACGGAUACUAUUGACAAAUCAGAAGAUGCGACAAUAAUUACCAGUCAAUCUUUGUAUCAAACUACUGAAGAUAGCAAUAUUCUAAAAUUGGAUAACGUUCAAGAUGUAAAUACGAGGAAAGUACAAAAUGUUCCAUGGCGUACUCAGACUACAGAAGAUGUAAAUAUAAUACAAAAAGAAACUUUAGAAGUAAAGCAUUGGAGAAAACCCCGUCAAGAAGAUGCAAAAAAACUACAACAAUUUACUGAAGAAUCAUCAAGUAUUAUUUCUAAAAGCACUAUAGAGAUUGAUGAAGACAUAGUCAAAAAAGAUAUUCAAGAAACUAAGGCCCUCGAAACACGGGCAUGGAGAAAACCGAGACCCGAGAAUGUAGAAACUAAAUCUGAAAUAAUUGAAACAACUAAAGAAAGUGAAUUGCUUAAAGAAAGAGAUACAGUCAAGGAUACUGAAACGAGAUAUUGGAGAAGGCAAAAGCCGGCAAAUGUUGAAUCUGUUCAUGUAGAAUCAGAUAAAACAAUUGAGGAAACCGUUACAUCUCAAAAACAACAAAAACCGAAACCCGAAGUUUACAAGCGAGAUGAUAUAGUGCCAUGGACGCAGGAGGCAAUUAAAUUGAAGCCAACAAAAGUUGAAAAAACACCGGUAACACGAGAAAAAUUGGAAGAUGUAUCCCUACGACAAGUGAGAAAAGAAUCUAUCCAAAAAGUGGAGACUUUUGUCAUUGAUGAAGCUUUGACAUCUGAAGAAAAUACUGUUGUAUUAAAGUUGCACGAUACGUCAGAGGUGCCGGUUGUAAAACCUUUAUCGGAAGAUAGUGAGAAACUUAAUGAAAAGGAGAAACCAAAAGAUGUUUCUUGGCGUGUUGGAAAACAAAAACAAAAAAUUGAGCAAGUAAGAAAAGAAACCACGUCAGUCGUCGCUGAGGAUAAACUAGAACAUGAAUCACAGAUCCAAAUACAGCCCACGCCUAAAAAUCUUCUGCCGAAACACGAAACACCAGAGCAAGCAGAGGCACCCUGGCGACGCGGAAAAAAACUAACUAAACAACAAGAUACUGUAACAGAAGAAGUUUCUGUUACAAACGUUGACAAAAACACUUUAUUCCUAGAAAAGACAAAGGAAUUAGAUGUACCUGAGUCUGAUCAUAAAGUACUUACGAAAACCCAGGAUGAAGAAACAAAUUUGACAAAAGUUCCGUGGCGUACAAGCAAGAAAUUAUCCGAGACGCAACAAAUUAAAGAAGAUAUUAUCGAGACUACUAUGCAAGUCCGAGAAGAAGAUAGGAAGAAGAAACAGAUAUCUAAAGAUCUGCAAAAACAAGUAGAAGAACAACAGGAGCAAGUAAUUUUAAAACCAGUUAAGAGACAAAAAAUAAUUGAAGAACAGCAGCCGGAAGAAGUGCAUCUUAAACCUGUAAAGGUAGAGAAACAUGUAGAGGAAACUGUGAUCACAGAAACUAAACAAAAGAAGAAGACAAGAAUGGAGAAACCUGCUGAAGAAAAGGUGGAGGAAGUCAUUUUGAAACCAGUUAAGAAAACAAAAGUACCUGAGGAAGAAAAGCCUGAAGAAGUGCAUCUUAAACCUGUGAAGAUAGAAAAACAGGAGGAAGAAACUGUUAUAACAGAAACCAAAGAAAAGAAGAAACCACGAAUGGAAAAACCAGCAGAAGAAAAAGUGGAGGAAGUAAUUUUGAAACCAGUAAGGAAAACAAAAGUACCUGAGGAAGAAAAACCUGAAGAAGUGCAUCUUAAACCUGUAAAGGUAGAGAAACAGGUAGAGGAAACUGUGAUCACAGAAACCAAAGAAAAGAAGAAGCCCAGAAUGGAGAAACCUCCUGAAGAAAAGGUGGAGGAAGUCAUUUUGAAACCAGUUAAGAAAACUAAAGUACCUGAGGAAGAAAAGCCCGAAGAAGUGCAUCUUAAACCUGUGAAGGUAGAGAAACAGGUAGAGGAAACGGUUAUCACAGAAACCAAAGAAAAGAAGAAGCCACGAAUGGAAAAACCAGCAGAAGAAAAGGUGGAGGAAGUCAUUUUGAAACCAGUUAAGAAAACGAAAGUACCUGAGGAAGAAAAACCUGAAGAAGUGCAUCUUAAACCUGUAAAGGUAGAAAAACAGGUAGAGGAAACUGCGAUCACAGAAACCAAAGAAAGGAAGAAGACAAAAAUAGAGAAACCUGCAGAAGAAAAGGUGGAGGAAGUAACUUUGAAACCAGUUAAGAAAACAAAAGUACCUGAGGAAGAAAAGCCUGAAGAAGUGCAUCUUAAACCUGUAAAGGUAGAGAAACAGGAGGAAGAAACUGUAAUAACAGAAACCAAAGAAAAGAAGAAGCCACGAAUGGAAAAACCAGCAGAAGAAAAGGUGGAGGAAGUCAUUUUGAAACCAGUUAAGAAAACGAAAGUACCUGAGGAAGAAAAACCUGAAGAAGUGCAUCUUAAACCUGUUAAGGUAGAGAAACAGGUAGAGGAAACUGUGAUCACAGAAACCAAAGAAAGGAAGAAGACAAAAAUAGAGAAACCUGCAGAAGAAAAGGUGGAGGUAGUAACUUUGAAACCAGUUAAGAAAACAAAAGCACCUGAGGAAGAAAAACCUGAAGAAGUGCAUCUUAAACCUGUAAAAGUAGAGAAACAGGUAGAGGAAACUGUGAUCACAGAAACUAAAGGAAAGAAGAAGCCAAGAAUGGAGAAACCUGCUGAAGAAAAGGUGGAGGAAGUCAUUUUGAAACCAGUUAAGAAAACAAAAGUACCUGAGGAAGAUAAGCCCGAAGAAGUGCAUCUUAAACCUGUGAAGAUAGAAAAACAGGAGGAAGAAACUGUAAUAACAGAAACCAAAGAAAAGAAGAAGCCACGAAUGGAAAAACCAGCAGAAGAAAAGGUGGAGGAAGUAAUUUUGAAACCAGUUAAGAAAACAAAAGUACCUGAGGAAGAAAAACCUGAAGAAGUGCAUCUUAAACCUGUAAAGGUAGAGAAACAGGUAGAGGAAACUGUGAUCACAGAAACCAAAGAAAAGAAGAAGCCACGAAUGGAGAAACGUGCUGAAGAAAAGGUGGAGGAAGUCAUUUUGAAACCAUUUAAGAAAUCAAAAGUACCUGAGGAAGAAAAGCCCGAAGAAGUGCAUCUUAAACCUGUAAAGGUAGAGAAACAGGUAGAGGAAACUGUGAUUUCAGAAACCAAAGAAAAGAAGAAGCCACGAAUGGAAAAACCAGCAGAAGAAAAGGUUGAGGAAGUCAUUUUGAAACCAGUUAAGAAAACAAAAGUACCUGAGGAAGAAAAGCCCGAAGAAGUGCAUCUUAAACCUGUAAAGGUAGAAAAAGAGGUAGAGGAAACUGUGAUCACAGAAACCAAAGAAAGGAAGAAGACAAAAAUAGAGAAACCUGCAGAAGAAAAGGUGGAGGAAGUAACUUUGAAACCAGUUAAGAAAACAAAAGCACCUGAGGAAGAAAAACCUGAAGAAGUGCAUCUUAAACCUGUAAAAGUAGAGAAACAGGUAGAGGAAACUGUGAUCACAGAAACUAAAGGAAAGAAGAAGCCAAGAAUGGAGAAACCUGCUGAAGAAAAGGUGGAGGAAGUCAUUUUGAAACCAGUUAAGAAAACAAAAGUACCUGAGGAAGAAAAGCCCGAAGAAGUGCACCUAAAACCUGUGAAGAUAGAAAAACAGGAGGAAGAAACUGUAGUCACAGAAAAAGGACCGAUAAUAACUGGGUUUUUAAAAGCACUAAAGAUCGAAAGUAAUUAUGAUUUUGAUUUAUCUGCCACAUUUAAAGCCCCAAAACAAAGUAUUGUGAAGUGGUUUCGUAAUGGUCAUGAAUUAGAACAAACUGAUGAUUGUUUAAUAGAAACAACGCAUGGAACUUCGAAUUUGAAAAUUAAAAAUGUUGAUAAAACAAAGGCUGGGAAAUAUGAAAUUGUUAUUGAAAGUAUUGAUGGUCAAAUUGCAAAAUCAGCUUGCUCAGUGAAGUUAAAGAAGGCUACGGAUGUGGAUGAUGAUGUACAACCACCUGUAUUUGUGAGAUAUUUGCAACCACGGUCGAUAAAAUUAGGGGAUACAAUUUUGCUGGAAACUGAGGUUAUCUCCUCUCCAAAUGCUUCCUUCCAAUGGUUCAUCGGCAACAUAGAAAUAAUGUCUUAUAUAAAAGAACAGAAAUUAAAUAACGUUUGUCUCACUAACAGAGAAAAUAUAUCCUGCCUAUGCAUUGAAAAUAUUAGUGAAGAAUUCAUAGGAGUAUUCACAUGCAGAGCUGAGAAUUUUGCUGGAUCUGUUUCUUGUUCUGCUAGUAUCAUACUGGAAAGUGAUAUGGAAAAAUCAAUUGGAAUGGCUCCUCAUUUUACAAAUCCUCUAAAAUCAUUAAUCGUAAUGGAUGGAGAACCAAUAGUGUUAACAUGCGAAGUUAUAGGAAAACCACAUCCUAAAAUAGUUUGGUAUCGGAAUGGGGAAGUAAUUCAAUAUGAAAAGGAUGUAUCAAAAGCUAGACAAGAAAACGGAAUGUGUGAAUUAUGUAUUAAAGAAGCUUUCCCAGAAAUGUCAGGAAUUUAUAUCUGUGAAGGAAAAAAUAGUUAUGGAACAUGUAGCAGUGAAUGCGUUGUUAAUGUAGAAGCUUACGAAUAUGUACCCAGCGCAUCUGAAGAAGACGUUCUAAGCGACGAGAAAACAAGUGAUAUUGAAGAAUUUGCGCCACAAAUUGUAAAAGCUUUACCCACAGUUGUAUCUACCACUGAAGGAGAAUUUACAAGAUUGGAAGCUAAGGCUAUUGGAAUGCCUAAACCAAUUAUUAGAUGGCUGAAAAAGGGUGUGGAAAUUAAACAUUCCCAAGAAUACCAAAUAGAGGAGUUAGAAGACGGAACAUCAAUCUUAAUGAUACCUGAAACACUUCAAAAUGACACUGGUGAUAUUGUAUUUGAAGCACAUAAUUCAUUAGGGGUUACAACAACAGUCACGGCCUUAUCUGUUGAAAAUAUUAUUGAUACAAAAGACUACAAAAAACCCGAAUGGGUAAAGCAUAAAGAAGAGUUGAAAUCUUCUGUGAAGGUUGCUCAGCGACAAGUUCAGAAACUAGACGAUAAACGAUCAGACAAGACGACUACCGAAGAAUCUAAAGAGGAAGUAGUACAGAUUGAGGAAAGUGAAAUAUCAGCAAGAAGAAGCAAAAUUGAAAAGACUAAAAUUGAUAAAAAACGUAAAGUUGAGAAAACUAUUGUCAAAAAAUCCGACACUCAAAAAGUUGUACAAGAAGAAAUCAAGGAACAAGAAUUACAUGAGGACUAUUCAAUAACUACACAUCAAGAUGAAGUUGAAACAGUUCGUCCCUUAGAAAGCAAUGAAUUAAACAAGCAUUAUGGGGUAACAAAGUUAGAAGAAGAUUCUCGUAUGGUUGCGGAAAUUAAUGAGCUCCUAGAGGUUAUAAAUGCUAAGGAAUUUGGACCCGGAGAAUCUCCUCUGAGGGAAUUGGCAAAAAUUGGAUACAUGUUAAGAAGUGGCUUGACAAUUGAAGAAAUAGAAAGUUUAUAUGAUUCUCAAUUUUUCCCUGCUUUGCGAGUUCCUCAGUCACAAUCGGCUUUGGUUAAGCUAGUUGAGCGUCAGGGCCAUAGUGCGCUUAUAACUGAAGUGCUUACUGAAGAGACUACUCAAGAUGAACAAGCAAUUGCAGCUAAAGUUGGAUUUAGAGCAUUCUUAAAAAUGGUCGAAAUGAGGCAUACCUCUGUUGAAGAGGUUAUUGCUCACUUUUAUCCCGAAGAUUUCAAACCUCGUUCUUGGGAACAAAAAGAAGCACAUGAGGUCGUAGAGGAAGCAAAUGUUAAAAAUAUUGCAGAGGCGAAAACCAUAAAUAUUAAGCAAGAUGUCAAAGAAAAAGAACACGGCAAACGCAAAAAACACAUACAGACAAAUAGUCUUACUUCUGAAAAAGAACUUCAGAAAAUGCAUCCAAUUGAAAAAAUUGACCAUUGUGACGUUGAAGAAUCAGAUAUAUUGGAAGUAGACAGAAUUCCUUUUAUUUCAACUGUUCCAACUGAAAUAUCUGAAAAUAAAAUUGAAGUUAUACCAGCCAGUGAAGCCACUCAUAUAAAAAUGAGUAAACAAGACAACUUCACAGCCAGGAUUAAGUUAGAUACAAAUUAUCCUCUAAUUAGCAAUAGUGAGCAAGUUGAAGAAAAAGAGGAAAAUUUUGAGCCAAGAACAACGCACAAGAGUUUAGCCCAAACACAGUUUACUGAAGCAGAUUCCCUGCAGGUAACCGAGAUAGAUGUAGGUAAUUCAGUGGCAGAUUGUUUGAUAGGCAAACAAAAACCUGAAACAAAAGCUAGUGAAGGACUAGUUACAGUUGAAGGAUAUAUCACAACUGAGAUUAUUGACGAAGUUUCUUCAGUAAAUGAAAUAGAAAAAAGUGUUGAUCAUAAAGAAAAUGCAAAACAAACACUGUUUUUACAAGAUGCUCUCAAUAUUUCGCAGGACGUAAGUUCAGUAAAAGAAGGUACAAUAAAAAGUCUACCACUUGCAGAAACGUACGCUUCAGUAGGAAUAACGCCCUUGAGUGAAGUUAGUGUAACAGAAGUUAAGGAAGAGAGUAGAGAACAAAAACUCGAAAAUCAAAGCUUAGAAAAACCAAUACAUGGCAAGGUUGAUUUUAAUUUACUGGAGUCAGUUCAAGUCGGCGAAGUUUUUAUCGAGGAUAAAUCUGGGAAAUAUUAUCCUGAGUUGAUUGUUCCUACUGAAACUGCACGGAAAGAUAUUCUUGUUUCGAAUCAAAUAUUUACCGAAUUUCAUGAUGUGCAAGAGAAAGAAGGAUUAUUAAAUGCAUUAAAACUACCGCCCUCUCAGGAGGCUAAUUUGGAUGUAACGGUAAAAGACAGUGUUGUUGUGUCUAUUAGUGAAUUACAUGAAAAAGAAGGAGAACUAAUAGUUCCUGAAAAACCCUCAAUGGCAAUUGUAGAUAAAGAUUUGGAAGUACAUACUGGAUUAGAAAAUUUUCAAGUUACUUCACACUUAAAAGAAUCAGAAUUUUUAGCCGAUUCGGUAGUAAGUAAAAAAGCAAGUGUUGGAUUUAAUGAACACCAACAUAAGUUUAAUUCCGAAACAAACAUUAUUGACUCAGAACUUAAUUUAGAAACAUCAAAAUCAUUAACGGCUGAAACAACAGCAAAUAUUUCUAUUUCUGCUUUAGAUAAUAAAAUUGUUGAGGAAAUUUAUGUAAGUGAAAAAGAGGAAGGAUUCAUAACCAAAUUAGAAAAACCGACGGCUAAAGCAAACAUUAGAGUUAAAACAUUAGAACCAAUAAUAACAUCCGAUACUUUAGACACUUCAACCGUCGAAGAAUUUUUAUCGCAGGAGAUAGGAGAUAAAUCUGCAGUAGAAACAAUAUUAACACAAAAUGCAAAAGUCAUAUCCAUGCCUUUAGUACAUGAACAGGAGUCUCCUCAAGAUUGCCGAAUUGAAAAGCCCAGAGAAUUGUCUACGGCGAUUGUUCCUAAUUUACCUCUUUCGAUCACUGAAACCGCAGCAGUUGAAAAGGAAAGUACUUUAGAUACAAGCGCUAUGCCGGACACCAAUCAUGCUAUAACUGCAACCUCGUAUACAUUACAAACGCCAAUUUCACAAGAAAUUACUACUGCUGAUCAAUUAGGCAUAAUUAAGAGUGAAAACAAUAUUGUAGAAGAAAUUUCAGAACAGCAUAGUUUACUUAAAGAAAUAACAACUAUCCAAACAAUUGCGCAAGAACAAGUGCAAUUAUUGAAAGAAAAGGAAUUAUGUCAGAAGACCGCAAACUUGAACUUUAUAAGUAAGGAAGGUUUGAAUGUAACCGAAACACAUUCUUCUCUAAAAGAAGAAUAUUUUAAGCCAAAAAUUCCAACAACCACUGAAGUAGCUGAAAUUGAUGUUGACGUUAUUCAUAAAGUUGCUUUGAUUUCAGAAGUCAAUACAAAAGAUACCUUAAAUAAACUACCCGAUGAGAAAUUGACUUACAAAGAAGCACAAAUAACACAGAAUCCCUUGACACAGCUACAAGUUUCUGAAAGUAACGUCUUAGAAACACAAGAACCUUUGGUAGAUAAUUUUACGCCCGAACACAAAUUCCCUAACACAGAACUUAUUGCUCCACAACAGUCUUUAACUAUAUCUGAAACACUAGAACACGAAAAGGAAGGAAUUUAUGAAGACAGUGAAGUAAAAGAAGGUUUUACUGCGGCUACUAGUAUUUCAAGUCUACCCGUUGCCAUGUCAUCGGAACUUAUUUCUGAAAAUACGGUUGAGUUUACCAAGCCAACCCCUAAAGUCGAUAUAUCGAAACAUGCUACUAUCAGCAAUGUUAGUUUUAAGGAAAUUAUUGUGAGUACAACAGAUUGCAAUGAAACAGAGCGGGCUUUAAUAACAACAAAACCGAGUUCAUGCGAAGCUUUCCUUAAUUUCGAUACAAACGAUGCUUUAUUAAUAGAAGAAUUAAGUCCAGAAACAAAAACCAUUGAUCUAGAAGACCAGCAUAUUCAGGUUUUAGUCAAAGCUAAAGGAGAUACAAUACCGAUACAAGCAGCUUCACAACAUGAAACAUUUGUUCAUAGUUUUGAAGGAGUAUUAGAAAAAGAAAAUGUUUCAACAAAACAGCCUACUAUUUCUAUGACAGCACUUCCAGUUCCUGAAUGUGAUAUAAAUGUGUUGGUUGAUAUUGAAAAUAAUUUUGCUAUGCCCAUAAAACCUAAUGAACAAAAUGCAGAUAUUUCUAUAUUGGAGAAGCACGGUAUUCAAACAACUGAAACUUUAUCACACUCAGAUAAUUUAAAAAAAACAGACGAUUUUGAAUUCGAGUAUAAAAAAGCUUUACCUAAUGUGGAAGUUUAUGGAAAAGCUGCAAACGUAGAAGAAACUAUUAUAAGCCAUGGAAUAGAUACACUAACAGAACCAAAGACUAGCAUUGAAGCUCCAAAUAUUGUUACAGUGCCGUUAAAUGUUCUAAAACAAACAGAUGUUAUACCGGCAGAAAAAGAAAUUCCAUUUAAGGGAAAAGAGACCUUACAUUCAAAUGCCACUCUUGACUUUACACAGUUACAAUCUAUCCAAACUAGUAUAACCGAAAUAAGUGACAAAGAAAAAGAAUUAGAUACUUCUACUUUAGAAACUAAACCCUACUCUGUUAAAAUGGAAUCCCCCUUGCAAGGGGCAAUCAAUACUGAAAUAGUGACAUCUGCAAAUGUCGAUUUGUUAAAAGAUAGGCAACCAGAUUUAAUGCAAGCCAUAUUAACAAUAGACGAAAAUCUACAGCAAGUAGAAGGGGUGCAAGUUAUUUUUAAUGAAAAAGAAGCAGAACUAUUACAUAAAGAAAAAGAUAUAAAGUUACACGCAACCGAAAUGCUAGUAGAAUCUCAAGCAAAAGAAGUUCAAGAAAUACAGACAGUAGAAAAAGAAAAGGAAUUCAAAAAUGAGUUGAAAUUACAUACUAGUAGUGCGAGCUACUCUAUAAAGGAGCAGAAACAUCUGGAAAGUAUUGAAGUACUAACAAAUCAAGACAGUUUAGAAUUGGAAGUGCAAAACAUAAAACAGGAAAAAGCUUAUCCAUCAUACGAAAUUCAUGAAGCUCCCCAAAAAACAGAGCAAAUUUUGGGAGAAAAGGAAGAAAUAAGAGUAGAAGAAGUAACAAACUUAAUCAAAAGCAAAAGUUCUGUGGAAGGUAUAAGUUCUAUAAAUACGACUGAAGUUAUUCCUUCAGAAAAUUUGGUACCGUUGUCUGAAAUUACGCCCAUUGGUUCAAAAAAUAUACAACCUACAAAUAAUGUUCUGGUCCAACCAUGUGUGAACAUAAGUGAAACGGUUGUUAGUGAAAAAGAAGAAGAGUUACCGUCUUUUAAAGAUCACAGUAAAAAACAAGCGGAGCAAGUUCUUACCCAACAUGUUUCCAUAAAUGUUACAGAUCUAGUUCCAGUGGAAUCAGAAGAUAAGUUGAGAGUCGAAGGAACUUCUAAACCGUUAUUAACAAAUAUUUCGGAAUUGGAAACAAACAGACAUCUUAAUAUUGAAAUUCCGUUUUUAUCGGAAUCAGAAAAUGUUUUAGCAUCUAAAGAUAUCAAUAAAAAAGAAAGAGGUGAAGUUAACUUUGAACCUAUUAAACCUCUUAUAGUUGAUGAAAUUAAAGCUGAAGAAACUGAGGAAGAAUUUAAUAUCAAUAUAAAGAAAAAAGAAAAACCUUUGGUAAAUAUAGAGUUGAGUGAUUCAGUUAACGUAAUAGAAGUAUUGACACUUGAAAAGGGAAUAAAACUAAGCGACAAAGACAAAGAAACAUUUACUAACGCUUCUUGUAAUAUUGAACAAAGUAACAAAUAUGUUACAGUUACAGAAAUAGAUGCCAAUGAGAAAGAAUAUGUAAAUGAACAAACUAUCAUAGAUCAGCCUAAGGAAUUCAAGGAAAUAUUUGAAACACAUUCUUCCGUUUUAAUAGAAGAAGUGAUACCAAAAGAAUCUGAAGAGAAUUUAACAGACUGUAAUUUGGUAAAGAAAGAGAAAGUAACAAUUGACAUGGAUUCUCAGCAUCAUAUUACGAUUAUGGAUAUUGAUACAAAGGAAAAGGAAGAAAAUCUAAAUAUUGAAAGCAAUCAGAUUUGCGAUAAACAAAGAGUCAACGUUGCGGCUGUCGAUCAUGUAUUUAUUUCAGAAACCACAGCUUUAGAGAGUGGAUUUACAAUUACUGAACAACCUAAAGAGCGAUACGAAACUGCACAAAAACUACAACUUACAUCUGAAGGUCUGAAAAGCGAACUUACACAAGUAAUGGAUAAUGUCGACCAAAUAGAUAUUUAUCAUAAGCCAGAAGAACUAACACCCAAGUCAAGUUAUAAUGAAAUGCAACAUAUACAACUGCUUGAACUAGUUGCAGAAGAAACUCCUACUUCAUUAACAACAAGUGGUCCUACUACUACUGAACAUGCGUCUUCUAUAUUAGCUCCAUUAAAAGAAGUAGUUCAUUUUUCACCACAAUCUAUUGAAAAUUUAGAAAGUUUGAGUGGCCAAAUUAGGGACGAAAAAAAAAUAGAAUAUGAAUAUGAGCUUAAUAAAAGUUAUAUGACAUUAGAAAGUACAACAGUAGAAACCUCCGAAAAUAUUAUCAUUCAAAGUACUGAGCCAAAAACUGCAGAACAAGAAGUCUUGGAAAUGCAACCAAUUGAGGGUAUUGCAGUAAUGUCUAGUGAAAACGUUGCUCAAUUAGCUAAAUCAGAAAAAGAGCAGAAGCAAAUAGCAGAAAAGAAGUGUAUUGUUUCGCAUGAAGUUACUAAAUGUGAACACAAUACAUUAGACAGUGUAUCUACGAUGUAUGAUUCAUCUGUUACAAAAAGCGAUAAUGCCACAGUUGAUAUAGAAACUUAUAAAAGUUAUCAGGUUUCAGAAGACACAACUCAAGAACAUCCUCAAAAAAUUGACACCCCAUAUGACACUGUACCUAAACAGCUUCAAGAAAAAAUUUCAGAACUAAAGCCUGUUGAAUUAACAGAAAUAAUUUUAGGAGAAGUUGAAAAUGCUUUAGAUACUAGCAAUGUAAUUACGGUAGAGAAUAAAAUCGUAAAUAUAAUUGACUUAGAACCAAUAAGUCAAACAGAUGUACUUGUAUAUGAAAGUGUAAAAAAUGAAAAGUCCGACUUGAGUAAAUCUGUAACAGCCGAAAAGAAUAUAACGCCAUUAACGCACCUCCAAUGCAAUGUUAAUGUUUCUGAAUUGCAGGUGGAAGAAUUAGUCACACAACAACCACAGACUAAAACCACUACUGUUAAAACUACAAACAUAUUACCCUUAUUAGUAACUGAUAACACAAGUAUGCAACGUGAAACACCGUUUAAUGUUAAAACUCCUGAAAAACAACAAAUUAAUGAAACUUACAACCUUUACAAUGAAAUUGAAGUGUUGGACAAAAACAGAGCUGAAGAAACAAGUCCUUACAAUCAAGAAUAUCCACAGGCACUCAAAACAAAUUUCACUACUAUUGAUGUCGAUCACCAUAACAUAAUGAUUACACAACAAGAUGUAUUUUUAAAGGAAAAAUCCUUUGUUAACAAAGAUUCACCACGAUCUUCUGACUUCGAAGAAAGUGAGGAAAUUGUAACAAAAUUCAUUAAAUCGCCUGGCAAUGGAGAGCCAACACAAAUUAAGACAAAAAGAACUAUACUAAGAAAACGAAAAACAGAGGACGGAAACGUUAAUGAAGCUAACAUUGUAAUAGAAGAAAGGCUAGACGACGAUGAAAGACAAGAAUCAAAGCAAGAAGUAAAUCACAGCGUAAAAAUAGUGGAAUAUGAAGGAGAUGAAUCUAUAGUAACAGAUACUGAUAAAAGUACAAUCGAAUUGCCCGAAGAAUACUUCCAAAUACCAAAGUUGCGAUCACAAGUACAUAUUGAAGAAAUUCAAGUUGAAAGCGACUCCGACAGCGCAAUUAAAAAUGAAGUUAAAGAAACGUAUCAGAUUAAGAAAAAGUCCAACAAAAAGGUAAAACACACAGGGAAAAUAUCUGAAGCUGAUAUAGAAAAAAUUAAAACACCACUUGAAACAAAAACAACAGAAUUGGUCGAAGAAGUACCAGAACAAGUAGACAUCGAUGAAGUGGAGACGGAAAGUGGUGAAACCCGACAGGUCAAGACAAUCAAUCGAGUGAUUAAAAAGCGUAAAGGACCCAAGAAAGAAGUUACUGAGAUAACAACGAUUGAAAAGGAAGGCAGAGAACCCGUCACCAGUAUUGUCGUGAAAGAAGAACCUGCUCCAGACUUCGAAGAGCUCCCUGAAGUCCCACAAGUGCUUGAGCUUCCAGAAGAGAUCAAAGAAGAGGAGGUUCCUACUGACGAUGGUAAGCCACGUAAAAUUAAAACAACUAAACGUACUAUUAAAAAGCGAUUAGGUCCAAAACUGGAAACAACAGAAAUCACAUCAAGACAAACAGAUGACGAAACACCAAUCGUUACAGUACACACAAUAGAGGAAAUUCUCGAUUACACUACAUCUCCUCUUGACACUUUACAAGAACCACAACGAGCUAAAGUGAUUGAAGAAGAACCAGAACAAGUACAGAUUGAUCAAGUGAAAACGGAAAGUGGUGAAACGCAGCAGGUGAAGACAAUCAAGCGAGUGAUUAAAAGGCGUAAAGGGCCCAAGAAAGAAGUAACUGAGAUAACAACGAUUGAAAAGGAAGGCGAAGAACCCGUCACCAGUAUUGUCGUGAAAGAAGAACCUGCUCCAGACUUCGAAGAGCUCCCUGAGGUCCCACAAGUGCUUGAGCUUCCAGAAGAGACCAAAGAAGAGGAGGUUCCUAGUGACGAUGGUAAGCUACGUAAAAUUAAAACAACUAAACGUACUAUUAAAAAGCGAUUAGGUCCAAAACUCGAAACAACAGAAAUCACAUCAACACAAACAGAUGACGAAACACCAAUCGUUACAGUACACACAACAGAGGAAAUUCUCGAUGACACUACAUCUCCACUUGACACUUUACAAGAACCACAACGAGCUAAAGUGAUUGAAGAAGAACCCGAACAAGUACAGAUUGAACAAGUGAAGACGGAAAGUGGUGAAACGCAGCAGAUGAAGACAAUCAAGCGAGUGAUUAAAAAGCGUAAAGGGCCCAAGAAAGAAGUAACUGAGAUAACAACGAUUGAAAAGGAAGGCGAAGAACCCGUCACCAGUAUUGUCGUGAAAGAAGAACCUGCUCCAGACUUCGAAGAGCUCCCUGAAGUCCCACAAGUGCUUGAGCUUCCGGAAGAGACCAAAGAAGAGGAGGUUCCUACUGACGAUGGUAAGCCACGUAAAAUUAAAACAACUACACGUACUAUUAAAAAGAAAUCAGGUCAAAAACAAGAAACUACAGAAAUCACAUCAACACAAACAGACGACGAAAAACCAAUCUUUACAGUACACACAACAGAGGAAAUUCUCGAUGACACUACAUCUCCUCUUGACACUUUACAAGAACCACAACGAGCUAAAGUGAUUGAAGAAGAACCCGAACAAGUACAGAUUGAUCAAGUGAAGACGGAAAGUGGUGAAACCCAGCAGGUGAAGACAAUCAAGCGAGUGAUUAAAAAGCGUAAAGGGCCCAAGAAAGAAGUAACUGAGAUAACAACGAUUGAAAAGGAAGGCGAAGAACCCGUCACCAGUAUUGUCGUGAAAGAAGAACCUGCUCCAGAAUUCGAAGGGCUCUCUGAAGUCCCACAAGUGCUUGAACUACCGGAAGAGACCAAAGAAGAGGAGGUUCCUACUGACGAUGGUAAGCCACGUAAAAUUAAAACAACUAAACGUACUAUUAAAAAGCGAUUAGGUCCAAAACUCGAAACAACAGAAAUCACAUCAACACAAACAGAUGACGAAACACCAAUCGUUACAAUACACACAACAGAGGAAAUACUCGAUGACACUACAUCUCCACUUGACACUUUACAAGAACCACAACGAGCUAAAGUGAUUGAAGAAGAACCCGAACAAGUACAGAUUGAUCAAGUGAAUACGGAAAGUGGUGAAACGCAGCAGGUGAAGACAAUCAAGCGAGUGAUUAAAAAGCGUAAAGGGCCCAAGAAAGAAGUAACUGAGAUAACAACGAUUGAAAAGGAAGGCGAAGAACCCGUCACCAGUAUUGUCGUGAAAGAAGAACCUGCUCCAGAUUUUGAGGAGAUCCCUGAAGUCCCACAAGUGCUUGAGCUUCCGGAAGAGACCAAAGAAGAGGAGGUUCCUACUGACGAUGGUAAGCCACGUAAAAUUAAAACCACUAAACGUACUAUUAAAAAACAAUUAGGUCCAAAACUCGAAACAACAGAAAUCACAUCAACACAAAUAGAUGACGAAACACCAAUCGUUACAGUGCACACAACAGAGGAAACACUCGAUGACACUACAUCUCCACUUGACACUUUACACGACACACAAAAUGACACAUUACAAGAACCACAACAAGGUAAAGUGAUCGAAGAAGAACCCGAACAAGUACAGAUUGAUCAAGUGAAGACGGAAAGUGGUGAAACGCAGCAGGUGAAGACAAUCAAGCGAGUGAUUAAAAAGCAUAAAGGACCCAAGAAAGAAGUAACUGAGAUAACAACGAUUGAAAAGGAAGGCGAAGAACCCGUCACCAGUAUUGUCGUGAAAGAAGAACCUGCUCCAGAUUUUGAGGAGAUCCCUGAAGUCCCACAAGUGCUAGAGCUUCCGGAAGAGACCAAAGAAGUGGAGGUUCCUACUGACGAUGGUAAGCCACGUAAAAUUAAAACAACCAAACGUACCAUUAAAAAACAAUUAGGUCCAAAACUCGAAACAACAGAAAUCACUUCAACACAAAUAGAUGACGAAACACCGUUCGUUACAGUACACACAACAGAGGAAACACUCGAUGACACUACAUCUCCACUUGACACUUUACAAGAACCACAACGAGCUAAAGUGAUUGAAGAAGAACCCGAACAAGUACAGAUUGAACAAGUGAAAACGGAAAGUGGUGAAACGCAGCAGGUGAAGACAAUCAAGCGAGUGAUUAAAAAGCGUAAAGGGCCCAAGAAAGAAGUAACUGAGAUAACAACGAUUGAAAAGGAAGGCGAAGAACCCGUCACCAGUAUUGUCGUGAAAGAAGAACCUGCUCCAGACUUCGAAGAGCUCCCUGAGAUCCCACAAGUGCUUGAGCUUCCAGAAGAGAUCAAAGAAGAGGAGGUUCCUACUGACGAUGGUAAGCCACGUAAAAUUAAAACAACUAAACGUACUAUUAAAAAGCGAUUAGGUCCAAAACUCGAAACAACAGAAAUCACAUCAACACAAACAGAUGACGAAACACCAAUCGUUACAGUACACACAACAGAGGAAAUACUUGAUGACACUACAUCUCCACUUGACACUUUACAAGAACCACAACGAGCUAAAGUGAUUGAAGAAGAACCCGAACAAGUACAGAUUGAACAAGUGAAGACAGAAAGUGGUGAAACGCAGCAGGUGAAGACAAUCAAGCGAGUGAUUAAAAAGCGUAAAGGGCCUAAGAAAGAAGUAACUGAGAUAACAACGAUUGAAAAGGAAGGCGAAGAACCCGUCACCAGUAUUGUCGUGAAAGAAGAACCUGCUCCAGAUUUUGAGGAGAUCCCUGAAGUCCCACAAGUGCUUGAGCUUCCGGAAGAGACCAAAGAAGAGGAGAUUCCUACUGACGAUGUACACACAACAGAGGAAACACUCGAUUACACUACAUCUUCAUUAAACACUUUACACAAAACAUUUAAUGUUACGGUAAUCGUAGAACAACAUGAACAAGUAGAUAUUGAUCAAGUGAAGGCGGAUAGUGGUGAAAUGCAGCAGAUUACUGAAAAUGCCUCUGAAUUUUCACAAUUGUUAGAGCUUCCUGAAGAGACCAAGGAAGAGGAAUUUCUAAGUGAAGAUGAUGAUUUGAAGUUAGAAAAUUUACCAAUUGUGCAAGAAGACGAAAACUUAGAGAAGCCGUUGGUUCCGUUGGAAUCAGAAUCAGAUUUACAGCCAAAAUUAGGUGCAAAGAAACUAAUUCCUCUUAAAGUAGAACACAUUGUUGUUGAAACAGCUCAACAUCCUGAAAAGAGCGAGAAUACACAAUUUACAAAAGUAAAAUUGAAAAAAUCUAUUCAGAAACCUAAGCCAGAACCAACAUCCACUGUAACUUUACCCAAAUUCCAGCUAAAGAGCCGCAUUAAAGUAAUUGACGACUGGCCACCGAAAGAAUUAAAACCAAUAUUGACCAGUUUAGGAAGUAUACGACAGAAUGGAGAGAUAUCACGCAAUGUAAAAGAAGCAGCAAAGAUCAAACGAAAACCUGUCAAAGUUUCUCCUAUUCCAGAAGCUGAAAAAACUGAGUUAGAGAAACCUGAUAUUUUCCCAGAUGCCAUAAAGUCAGAGAAAAUAAAAACAAAAGCAGAUGAAAACUUAGGGCCAAGUGAAAUUACAAAUGAAGUCAACGGUGUAGAAUUAAAACAAGAAAAGCCUGAAGUGACACCAACUGUAAUUGAAAUUGAUGCCUCAAAAUCGCCAACGAAACCUGUCUUAGACAUGAAAGUCGUUAGUGAAGAAGUUACUCCUAUCAAAAAAGACAUAGAGGAAAAGAGUACAAAAAUAGAUAAAAUGGAGCCAGUAUCUCCAAUUGAAAGUGAAAAAGAACUAAAAGAUAAGACGUUUGAUAAAAAACCAUUAAAGAAACACUCUAAACUCGUUCCCCUCCAAAUAGAAAGUAAAACAUUCGAAGCCAGUGAACCUCAAUUCGUAGAUAGUACUGAAGGGCCGGUAUUUAAAAAGCUUAAGUUAAAAAAGACCGUUGCUCCUCUGAAGCAGGAUACUUCAUCAGUAACGUUACCUAAAUUUCAAUUAAAAAGUCGUAUAAAAUUCGUAAGUGACUGGCCUCCCGCUAUUACCGAGCCAAUAAUAACCGCCAUAGGAAGUAUCCGUCAAAAUGGAAUACUUUCACGAAAUGUUAAGGAAGCUGCAAAACUUAAAAAAGUAAUCAUCCAGACCCCUAAACUACCUGAAAUAGAACAUACUCCGUUAGAAAAAGCAAUGUUCGAUUCUGAAGAUAUAAAAUUAAGUAUUAAAGCGAAACACGAUGAAGAAAUGAUUGAGAUUAUCGAUGAUACUAAAAAUAUUGACACUACAGAAACGGAACCAGAGCAAUUUACAAUAAAACCUAAAAGGCCAAGUAUUAAGAAAGUGCAAGACAUAACAGAUGAAGUAACUAUUAAGAAAACUUUAAAACCGGUUCGAAAACAGUCUAUUCCACAAACGGAUGACGCAGAACCUGAAACAGUAACAUUUAGACCAAAAACAACGAAAACGAAAGAGGAUGUGGAACAAGAAUUUAAUAUUCAUUUAGAUUCCUACGCUGAAGAAGAAAUCUCCAUGUCGAGUAAAGUAAAAUUAAAACCACAACGGAUCCCUACGUUUAAUGAGGAAGCCAAUGAAACAUCAAUCAAGUUUUAUGAAGAAACUGAAGCAGAGGGAAUAGUAGAGAUUGUAGAAACUGACGAAAACGUAAGGGACGAAACAGCUGACAUUAUAAUACCAUUUAAAAAACAGCCGGAAUAUAUAAAAAUAAAUGAAGACGAAAUAACUUCGAAAGUUUUGAAGCCAAAGUCGGGGCCAGAAAUAACACAAGACGUAAAUGUAACGUUAGACAAAAAACCUAAGUACACUGUUCAUGACCAAGAAGGUGUCACUUUUGAUGUUAAAUCUCGUACAGAAAAAGUCACUUCUGAAGACGUAUCGCUAUCCAGCAAUGUAAUUAUUAAGCCAAAAACGAAAACUACCCACGCUGAAGGGUCUGCGGAAACUUCUAUAAAAGUGACUCAGGAAGUUGAAGAUAAUAGCCAAAUAGAAGAAAUAAUAGUAAGUGAUGUAGAAUCAGAAGAAAACGUUGAAAUGGUGAUUAGACCAAAGGGGAAAAAACCAAACUAUGAAAUAAGUGAAGUGGAAGAGGUAAAUGUUGAUCUCAAACCGAAAAAACCCAAGAGUGUUUUAUAUGAAGAAGAAAACCUUACAUUUUCUACUAAACGUACACCAAGAAAGCCUUUGGAAAUACAAGAAGCGGAUGUAUCGAUGAGUAUAGCUAGGGAGCAGGAAUUCCCUGAAACUCCAGUCAACGUGCGCAAGGGAGACACCGUUUUCGCCGUCUACUCUUAUGUUGCGGAAACUGACGACGCUAUAAAUCUCGUGGAAGGAGAACGAUUAUAUAUCUUAGACACUACAAAUCAAGACUGGUGGUUCGUGCGGAAACAUCUAACUGAGGAAACAGGUUGGGUACCAGCACAAUAUCUAAUGGAUGAACCAAACUACACUUCAUAUUUACAAAAGAAACUAAAUGAAAAAAUCGAUAAGCUUCCAGUAUUUGAAAAACCUACGUCUGAAGAACAGGCAAUAGCGCCAAUAUUUGUGGAAAAGUUACGUCCUAAGCAUACUCCAGAUGGAUCUACUGUGCAAUUCGAAUGUCAAGUAGAAGGAUAUCCAAGACCGCAAAUUACUUGGUUUAGACAAACAGCUAUUAUAAAACCAUCUCAGGAUUUCCAAAUGUAUUACGAUGACGAUAAUGUAGCUACUUUAAUUAUUCGAGAAGUGUUCCCAGAAGAUGCUGGUACAUUUACUUGCGUAGCCAAAAAUGCGGCUGGUUUUGCAUCAAGUACGACUGAAUUAACCGUUGAAGCACCCUUGUCGGAUCAUGGUUCCGAAAUGACUAUAUUAUCAAGAAAAAGUCUUUCUAGGGAGUCUUCUUUGGCUGAUAUAUUAGAAGGCAUUCCGCCAACAUUUUCGAAGAGACCAAAAGCGCAAUAUGUCGAUGAAGGCUCUAACAUUUUGUUAGAAUGUAGACUUGUAGCUAUUCCGGAGCCAGAUAUAAUAUGGUUAUUUAAGGGCGAAGAAGUAAUGCCUAAUGAAAAUAUUUCGAUAGUGACAGAAUCAGACAUGCAUAUGUAUUGUAGCGUAUUGAAAAUAACAAAUGUGAAGAAACAUCAAGAGGGUACAUAUACAGUAGUUGCUGUAAAUAGAGAGGGUGAAGCGAAUCUUCCUAUUGUACUGAAAAUAAAAACAGGCGAAAAAGAAAAGCCGCAGAUAAUUGAACCGCUUAAAAACAUGUCCAUUAGAGAAGGAGAAAGUUUUGUUCUCACUGUUCAAGUAGUCGGAAAUCCGAAACCAAAAGUAACGUGGUAUAAAAAUAAUGAACCUAUUAAAUCCGACGUCUGUAAAUCUGACGGUGAUGUACACACUAUUACAAUAAUAAAACCUAGAAAAGGAAUAAAUGAUGGAAUUUAUACACUUAAGGCUAAAAAUUCAGAGGGCUCUACUCAAACCAGCGCCGUUAUUAGUAUUGAAGAACCUACUGAAGAAGAUGCGGAGCCGCCGUUAUUCAUUCACAGAUUCCAAGAAAUAACUGUCAACGAAAAAGGUACUAUUAAACUGUUUGCCAAAGUAACAGGAAAUCCUGUUCCAACUAUUACCUGGUACAGAAAUAAUAAGGUAAUAACCCCUACCGAUACAAUUACACAAACAUUCGAUGGAGAAAACAUCGAGUUGAUUAUACGUAAUGUAGAUUCUGAAAUUGAUUCUGGUGAUUACAAAUGUGUCGCGUCUAAUAGCGCUGGUAAAGCAUCACAUGGAGCUCGAGUUACUAUUGAUGUAGAUAAAGUUGUAUUUGUUAAAAAUCUAAAUAAAUCCUAUGAAGUGGAAGAAGGAAAACUAGUAAUUUUAGAAUGUGAAACUUCUCACACGGUUUCUACAAAAUGGUACCACAAUAACAAGGAGCUAAGUGGAAUGGAUCACAGGGAAAUAAUACAAGAAUCUCGAAUACAUAAAUUGAAAAUUAAGAAAACUAAACUGACCGAUACUGGUAAGAUAAAAUGUGUCGUAAAAGAUCAAGAAACCAGUACUGAUUUAAUAGUACAUGAAACAAUUCCUGAAUUUAUAAGGAAAUUACAAGAUUUCGAAGUUAAAGAAAAAGAUGUUGCAAUCUUAGAAGUUGAAAUAAAUUCAGAAACAGCAGAUGUGUUAUGGGAAAAAGAAGGUAAAGUGAUCAAACCUAAAAAGAAUAAAUAUGAUUUUGAAAAACGUGGCAAUGUUCGAAAACUAUUCAUCAGAAAUACUUCAGUACACGAUGAAGGGGAAUAUACGUGCGUAUUGCGUGAUGAUGCAUGCACUGCGGAAGUGACUGUUGUCGAGUUACCUCCAGAAAUCAUAUCACGACUUACAGAUCAAAGAGUAAACAAAGGCAACAAGGCAACGUUCGAAAUUGAACUGACAAAGGGUGAUGCUUUAGUCCAAUGGUAUAAAGACGACAUGGAAAUACAAUUUUCAAAUCAUAUUCAACUUACGAUUGAUGGUAAAAAACAAAAGUUAAAGAUUUAUGACUGCGAAGAUAGUGACGGUGGAAGAUACACAUGCAUUGUGGGUAAUGAUAAAUGCACAGCUACUCUUACUGUUGAAACACCAUCGAUUGAUUUCACCAUGCGUUUACCCGAAUUCAUCAUAGUCCCCGCAUAUGCAGAUGCUUACUUAACUGUUGAAAUACCAGAUGAACAAUAUGAUGUUACUUGGUUUAGAAGAAAAAGUAAAAUUGAAGACUCAGAAAAGUUUACUUUAAUAUCUGAUGGUAAGAAACGAACAGUUAUCAUUAGAAAAUGUCUGGAAGAAGACCAAGGUGAAUAUUCUUGUUCAUUGUUAGACGCGAUGUGUUCGACGAAGUUAAAAGUUGAAGUUACUGAAUUCUCUCCUAAAAUCUUAGACUACGUAAAGGAAUACAAAAUAAAGAAAGGAAGUGAUGUAACAAUAAGUGUUAAUUACGAAGCAGUUCCUAAACCUAAUGACGAAUGGAUAGUUAAUUCUAAGAUAAUAAAGAGAUCCAAGCAUACAAAACCAUUCAUAGACUCAGAAAGUGCUAGCCUCACGAUUAAAAAGGUUGACAAUACGGACGCAGGCAUUUAUAAACUUCGUCUAGAGAACAACUGCGGAAAAGCAGAUGUUGAUAUCACUAUCAUCGUAACAGAUAUUCCAUCUCCGCCUGGUAAACCUAACGUAUUGGAAGUCAAUGACACAUCCAUUAACAUAUUUUGGGAUGAACCAAAGAGCAAUGGUUUUUCGGAUGUUACUUGUUACAUUGUUGAAUAUCAAGAAAAGAAUACUACAGAGUGGUUAUCAAUCGAAAAUGUCACGAAAACUCAAGUUUACAUUAAAAAUUUGAAGGUUGAUACUUAUUACCGAUUCAGAGUGUUUGCAGUAAAUGAAGUCGGUGUAAGUGAAUCUUCAGAAUGCUCUGAAUUUAUAUUGAUAAAGAAAAAAGUAUCAAAACAACCUCCCUCUGUAGAAAAACCAUUAAAGGACGUAAUAGGACAUCCGAACGAAGAUUUAGAACUAACAUGCAUAUUCGGAGGUUUGCCUCAACCAACAGUUACCUGGUUUAAAGAUGGCAAGAAAAUUAUUACUUCUAAAUCUACAUAUGUCAAUAGAGUAGCAACACUUAAUAUUUCCAUUGAAGAAAAAUCUCAAGGGGAAUACAAAUGUGUUGCUGUUAACGAGCAUGGUGAAGUAGAAACAUCAUGUAUCAUAGAAGUGCAACAGAAGCCUAUCAUUCAUGUUACGGAGAAUGAGAGGAUCCAAAAGCUUAGAGUCAAUAAUAAAUGGUCUGUCACCGCUACCAUUGAAGGUAUACCCAAACCUCAAAUUGUUUGGUAUAGAAAUGGAACUAAGAUUGAUGACUCAAGCGACAUCAAGAAAACAAUUAACGAUAACGUCAGCGAGAUCAACAUUGAUAAAGUUAAAAGGUUACACAGCGCAAAAUAUACAAUUGAGGCAUAUAAUAACGCCGGCUCCACUUCUUACGACGUCACCUUAAGUGUAUACGAUGUACCAAGUAAACCCGAAGGUCCUGUUGUCAUGAAGGAAAUAAGCAAAGAAUCUAUCACGGUACAAUGGAAGCCACCUUUGGAUGAUGGCGGCUUAGAUAUAACAAAAUAUGCAGUUGAAAAAUACGACCCGGAAAUGAGGCAAUGGCUUAAAGUAGCUGAUGUUGAUAAAGAAGUAACAUCGUAUUGCUUCCAAGGAUUGAAUGAAAAUAAUAGUUACAAAUUUAGAAUAAUGGCCAUAAAUCCUAUUGGAGUCUCUGAAGCUUUGGAAAGUGAGGCGAUAGUAAUAAAGACGGCUUUAGAUGUACCAUCGCCACCGUUGGGUCCGCUAGGUGUUUACGGCAUAACUAAUGAAUCUGUCACAAUAACUUGGUCUCCACCAGAGAAAAAUGGAGGAUCAGCUAUACUUGACUAUACUGUAGAAGUCAAAGAUGGCAAAAAAUGGAAACAAGUAGCUACAGUAACAAACACCACGGCUAGAAUAGAAAAACUGCGUGCAAAUGUUUCAUACAAAUUAAGAAUUUACGCUAGAAAUGAAAUUGGUGUAAGCUUACCUUACAGUCCCGAGCAAGAAAUCAUUCUUGGGAAAACUUUAUCUCCACCUUCUCAACCGCUAAACGUCAUGGUAAGAGAAAUUACUUCAAGAUCAGUUACUCUUUCAUGGAUGGCUCCAGAGAGUGAUGGUGGCAGUGUAAUAACAAAUUACAUAAUAGAGUAUACGACAACAAACAGAAAAUCAUGGUCUAAAAUAAUCACAGUAAAUGGUUCAACAUACGAACAUUGUAUCGAGAAUAUUAGAGAAAAAGAAGAUCUCAUAUUCAGAAUAUCUGCUGAAAACAGUAUUGGCAUUAGUUUACCAACUGAAUCAGAAUUAGUGCAUUUGGAGAAACAUGCCACUGUACCUUCCCCACCAAUUGGGCCAUUAGAAAUCAGAACAGUAGGCAAUAACAUUGUUAUGACGUCAUGGGGAACGCCAGAAUGGGACGGAGGUGCCCCUCUUUUGGGAUACAACAUCGCCAUCCGUGACGUCACAAAAACAAUGUGGAUGGAAGUUGGUAAAGUAGACAGUCAAACGUUGAAAUUCAACAUCAAGGAUUUGAGUGAGAACCAUACCUACAUGAUAAGGAUAUACGCUCGCAACGAAAUUGGUAUUAGCGAACCGCUUGAAUCCGAUGAACCAUUUAAAGUUAUUCCUGGAGAAGACUCGUAUGCUGAUGAGGAACCGGGUGAACAAACGGAGAUGACAGAGCCGACGUCCUUCAGUACGCAGACGACGACAUCGUGGCUGCGUGAACAUAAUAUGGACGCCGACAUACGAUCAUACGCCCGUGGCUCCCUCCUGCGACGUGACGAGUACUUCUUUAGAAUAUGGUACUACGCCAAACAACUGUUCAAGUGAAAUUAUAAACGCACGUUCGAACAUUGACCUGUGAUAUUUCUGAACAAAAUUUAAUUGUUCAUAUAGUUCGCGAAUAGUAAAGCUUAGAAUAAAAUUUGAAGAGCGUCCAUCUUGAAUUCUAUCUCACUUAAAAAUUUGUUACCAUUUUUAUAUGAAUGUAAUUUAAAAAAGAAAUAUUUAUUAUAGAUGUAAAGCUAAAUUAUUUAUUUAUUUAAAAAAUAUAACUUAAUAAUGUAUACUUUAUAAAAUUUGAUGUUAAUAUUUAAGCCUUAUCUUUAUUUAUUUAUUGUGGGAGACGUUUUAAAUAUAGGUGCAUUCAUUUCGAAAUAAUUGAUAAGACUUAAAUAAUAUACAUCGAAUUUUACUAAAAAUGGAAAACUUAAAUAAAUAGUAGCAACCCGAAUAA
Papilio xuthus (Asian swallowtail) is the source of this 38829-nucleotide messenger RNA. Its product is annotated as muscle M-line assembly protein unc-89. The transcript is spliced from 51 exons. Gene Ontology annotation, molecular function: protein kinase activity; protein binding. The coding region runs from base 258 to 38423 and encodes 12721 amino acids. NCBI's taxonomy places the organism in Eukaryota, Metazoa, Arthropoda, Insecta, Lepidoptera, Papilionidae. The record is from RefSeq and is a predicted model, not a curated record.